Molecule: messenger RNA, 3720 nt
Organism: Maniola jurtina (meadow brown)
Lineage: Eukaryota; Metazoa; Arthropoda; Insecta; Lepidoptera; Nymphalidae
Exons: 25
Coding region: 4-3720 (1238 amino acids)
Molecular function (GO): acyltransferase activity, transferring groups other than amino-acyl groups
Source: RefSeq, a predicted model, not a curated record
AAAAUGCUUUCAAUACUUGGUGUACUGUUUCUAAUACUACUGCAGCAAUGCAACGCAGUGAUCUAUUAUUUAAACGAGACGGAAUAUAACCGAAUGCCUCCCGUAUAUCAUGUAGACGAUAUUACUGAAUGUUUUCAAAACCCCAAUGACGUUUAUUGCACGAUACACUUUGACUUGGUCUCUGAUGAACGAAGUGAACUUCUGAACAUGAUUCAGGAAUAUUCGGAAAAAACAACAACUCAUUACAAUCAUACAAAAAUACGAUACAGCAUCUGUGUAAAUCGGUACUGUCAACCGUAUAUAGGGAAUAGAACUACGGUGACAUCGGAAUCCCUUGAGGGAUGCCUGAACGAUACCAUAUGGAAGGACUAUAAAUUGAAGACGAAAGUAGAGAAGCAUUACUGCCAUGCGUUGUCUGAUGAAAUUACAGUGGACACUAGUGAUAUUAUAGUAGUAGUAGUUUUGCUAUCAAUUCUCCUGCUUAAUAUUAUCGGAAGCAUAUGUGACACGGAAUGUAUAUCAAAUGGGAAAGAAGAAAAAAGUCUAUUGUCAAGCUUUUCGAUACGCAGAAAUUGGAAGAAUCUCGUAAGAAACACGAAACACCCUGAUCCACGAUUACAGAGAUUUAAAGGGAUAGAUUUUUGGAGGUGCAUCAUACCGCUGGGUGUCAUCCUAGUGCACUGCGCAGUGCCUUUUCUGAUGGCUCUUCACAACUCCUAUGACUUGGAAAUGAGCUAUUACACCGUAUCGCAGCUGCUCAUCCUGAACGCGUCGAUAGUACUGCAGACUUACAUAGUUGUAUCAGGGCUUCUGAUGUCUUACAAGAUGGAACUGUACGCAGAGGAUAAGCAGCUCAGCUGGCGGAUGGUGCCGAAAGGAAUCUUUGUUAGAUAUUUUAGACUAACGCCGGUGUAUGCUGUCACAAUAGCUGUGAUGGCAACAUGGACAAAAUUUAUUGGGCCUGGACCUUUUUGGGAAGUGUCAGCAGGAACGCUGAGGUCUCACUGCAGAAGUCGUUGGUGGCAGAACCUACUCUACAUCAACAACUACUUCUACAACUCGCAAUGCAUCGUGGCAGGCUGGUACUUAGGAAUGGACAUGCAGUUGUUCGUCCUCGGGAUCGUCACGUGCGUGGCGCUGCGGCGGCGCGCGCGCAGGCCCGCAGCCCUGGCGACGCUCUUCAUCCUCGGCAUCAUCAUACUAGCAGCUCACAUCUACGUGCGAGAUCUGCACCCUUUCAUGCUAAUGGACCCAACUGGAUCCCGCACGCUGUUUGAGGUCGAGCCUUCUUUUAACGAGAUAUACAAAACGGGGCACGCCAACAUAUCUAGCUACAUAGUCGGCCUUGCUUUGGGCUACUUAGUGUACAGGCUCCAACAGCUUGACAUUGAUAUCAAGAGGUAUAGAAACUACCGGAUUGUUUACUGGGCUCUAGCACCCCUGCUGCUAGCCAUCAUACUGUCAGGAAGCGUCUUCUACCGAGAUGCUCCCAGAGACCCGGCUUACGUACGAGCGCUGUACGGAGCCCUGGUUAAACCUAUCUUCGGCAUCCUCGCCGCGGGCCUCAUAUUCGGAGCGAUCUUCAAAUUGGAAAAUGUAUACAGGAGAGUGAUGGAGUGGAAGCUGUGGACUAUACCCAGUCGGCUGAGCUACUGCGUGUACAUCAUCCAUAUGCCGUGUCUGAGGAUAUAUCUAUCCUUGAGGACAUCUCUGUUGACCCUUUCCUCAGCGAAUCAGUUCCUACUGCUACUCUAUGUCACUCUCAUCUCAUUGGCAAUAGCGCUUCCGCUGUGGCUGUUCGUGGAGGCGCCCUUCGUCGAGCUCACCAAGUACUUGAGCUCACGACGAAUCAAGAAAGUCGAGGAGACUGAAUAUGAUCGAAUGCCCGCAAUAUAUCAUAUGGACGAUUACGAGGGCUGCCUGCAAGAACCGAGCGGACUGUACUGCACUGUACAUUUCAAUCUUGUUUCCGAUACCUCUAGCGAACUGCUUGAUAUGAUACAGGAAUACUCGUUACGAAGAACACAUUUUAAUCACACAAAUCUAAGAUAUGGCAUAUGCUUAAUAGUUACCCCAAAUUCAGAUGCAAAUUAUGCAAAUUGCCAAAUGUAUAGAGGAAAUAUAACAGAGGUGUCAGCAGACUUCCUUGAGGGAUGCCUCAACGAAUCUUUAUGGAACGGAUAUGAACUUAAAACAAGAGUAUACAACCAUGAUUGUCAAAGCGUAUCUGAUAAGAAUAUUGAUAUAGAUUUUGCUGAUGUUAUGGUAGCUAUCUUGUUGCUUACAAUUCUGAUGGUGAAUGCUAUAGGAAGCAUUAACGAAUUAUAUUUUAAGCCUGAGAAAUGUAAAGGACCCACGCUUCUAUCGUGUUUUGCAAUAAAUCUUAACUGGAAGAAACUUAUUUCAAUGAAAAAAAAUUCGGAUCCUAGAUUACAAAGCCUUGCAGGAUUACAUUGUAUAAAAUGUAUCAUCAUGGCAGGAGUGAUCAUGGCACAUUGUGUUUGGCCAUUUCUACUGACUAUUAAAAAUUCACAUGCUUUAGAACUGGCCUAUUAUAGUAUACCGCAGUACAUUUUACUGAACGGAUCUAUAGUACUACAGACUUAUUUGGUCGUAUCCGCAUUUUUGCUUAUUUACAAAAUAGAGAUUAUCUCUGAGAAGGAGAAUCUGAAUUGGAAUGUAAUACCCUUAGGAAUACUUGUGAGAUACAUUAGACUUACUCCGGCAUUAGCAGUUGUGUUGGCUUUAAUGGCUACAUGGCUGAAAUUCGUAGGACAAGGGCCAUUAUGGUCUAUAUCGGGGGGUCUAGAAAUGGCGGACUGCAGGAGUCGCUGGUGGGCGUAUCUGCUGUACUUCAACAACAACAUCAGCAAUGCUCAGUGCAUGAUGCACACAUGGUAUCUCGCAGUAGACAUGCAACUGCACUGCUUCGCCCUGCUGCUGUUCGUGCUGCUCCGAAGGUCGGCAUACAAGAAGACCGUUCUGGCUGUCAUAUUCACCGUCGGUGUCAUUAUCCCUGGGAUUCAUAUCUACUGGCAAGACUUGGAUGGGAUUCUCAUGGUUGUGCCAGAGCAAGCCAAAAUGUUAUUCGCGACGGACGCCACGUUCAACGCGCUGGCGCGGCGCUGGCACGCCAACGUCGCCAGCUACGUCGCGGGCAUGUCGCUGGGCUACCUCGUGUACCGCUGCCAGAAGGAGAAUGUCCACUUUGAUCAAUACAAGAACUACAAGUACCGCGUCGUCUACUGGGCCAUCUUCCCCCUCAUGCUGGCCAUCAUCCUGUCCGGAGGGGUGUUCUACAGGGACGCUCCGAGGGACCCCAUGUACAUCAGACUGCUGUACGGCACGGCAGCCAAACCCUUGUUCGGGGUUCUUAUGGCACUGCUGAUAUGUGGAAUGAUUUUCAAAAUAGAAAGUUUCUACCGGACCAUUGUGGAGUGGAAGGUAUGGGCGGUGCCCGGUCGCCUGGCCUACUGCAUGUUUCUGGUGCACUUCGCGUUCUUCAGGAUACACGUCUCCACGGCGACCAGCCUCGUCACAAUGGGUCCUUAUGAUGGACUCGUAACAUUCGCACGGGUGUGUGCCGCCUCGCUGGCGUGCGCGGCGCCUCUGUGGGUGCUCGUGGAGGCGCCCUUCACCCAACUCACCAAGUACCUCUACCACAUCGCCAACCAGCGGACACACCGCUACCAGCCUGAUGACAAGAACAUUAAAAAAUAG